GGGGAGCAGUAACGAACCGGAAUCGAUCGUUGGUAGCAGCACACAUGGGGGAUAGCUGGGUGUAAGACGAAAGAAGUUGUUCGGAUGGGCUCAUCGUUGUUGGCGGCGAUGUGAACGGGGUGAUUGGGUCAGACGAACCCUUGAUACACGAUUUUACGAUGGUAUGGUUUACUGGCGGUCUUCCGGACGAUGUUCGAUCCGGCGUUCCUGUCCGUGUACCUCAUCUAGGCCGGACCGGUAGCUCAUCAUUCGAAUCUUUUCUGCACUGGUUGUCUCCAGUCUGCCAGUAUAUUGUUGAAACCGAAGCCAACCUCUAUUGGCGUGCGCGUGCGGUAAUCGGUCAUUUUGCGAUGAAAACCUUUGCCGUAUUAGCAUGGAAAGACUGCGCGAGCCUGAUCGGAAACCUCUACCAUACCUCUUUGUACAUCAAUUAUGUUUCCGUCUGUGUAAAGAUCUUCACGGCUACGUUUUUCAUUGUGGGCAAGAAUGGCCGGUCGGUUGAGAGAGCCAUCACUCUGUUGAAUGAUGAUCAGUUAAGAGCUUACGUGCUAAGGGUUGCAAGGGAGAUGAGGGAAACAAGAUGGAUAACCAGGAUGACAGCGAGAUUGGUGUUGGUGAUGGGCGUCGUAGGGAAAGGCAAAAGAAUCGGAAUCGAGGUAUUACAAUCAAAUACUCACGGGGAAGAAGUUGGUCACGCUUGCGCCUUUACAAAAGAACCCUUGGUUAUCGGGAUGUCAAUCCUCAACAACAAAUCCUAGGCGCAGGGCUUUGAUGGAGUGGAUAGUCACCGCCCGAAGUCGACAAUGUUGCCGCCGCUCUUCUACAACAUCCUGGAAUUCGAC
Filobasidium floriforme is the source of this 842-nucleotide messenger RNA. RefSeq lists its product as uncharacterized. The record is from RefSeq and is a predicted model, not a curated record. The transcript is spliced from 2 exons. Lineage: Eukaryota; Fungi; Basidiomycota; Tremellomycetes; Filobasidiales; Filobasidiaceae. Bases 159 to 758 code for a protein of 199 amino acids.